AUGUCAGCGCUGCUUAAGAAGCUCUUGUUGGCGCCAGCGAACAUCCAGCUAAAUUACAAUGAAUGCAGCGGCCUCGGCACACGCAACCAUGCAAACUCCAACCACAGGAUCAGAGCAAACCCUGCGCUGGCCAAGACUGAGAAUUCAUGGAGCAAUAAAGCGAAGAGCACCUGCCAGCCACAAAAGCCACAAAGACGUCCCUGCUCAGAACUUCUCAAAUAUCUGACUACCAGUGAUGACCUCAGCCAGGCCAAGCAGACAGAAAACAGGCACAGCAACAGGGACAAAUACACUUCUAAAAAGAAGGCACUGUUGCAUUCUCAGAUGCAUCAUUUACAAGAGAACGAAUGUUAUGGGGCACCUGCUAAGCAGACCAAAUCAAUGAAUUUAUCACUUCCUUUGACGCCCGAGUCGCCAAAUGAUCUGAAGGGUUCUCCAUUUGAGAAGAAGACUAUGGAAGAAACUUUGAAUGCCGAACUCUGUGGAACUGCAGGCCUAACUCCACCUACCACCCCUCCUCAUAAGGCCACCCAAGACAACCCUUUUAGAACUUCACCAAAGCCCAAGGCGUCAUGCCAGACUGUUAUGCCACCUUCCCCGAAACCUCGUUGCAGUGAGUCUUCCAUCUCGCAAGGACACAAUUUGUUCUGGAAGGUUCCAGAGCAGUCGGAGCUGUAUGCGCAGCUGAGCAAGACCAGUGGGCCACCUGUGGGACAAGAGGAGAGGAAGACGAGGCUGCUUGGUCUGAGACUGUUUGGCGACCACGAUUACUGUCAGUCGGUCCUUUCCAAGACAGAACGAUGCCUCAACCGUUCCUUGGAACUGCAGAACUCCAGUCAGGUGGAAUUAACAGGCUGGUGGUGUCCCAUUUGUUCCUCCUUGGAGCAAAGCAAUCAGGAGGACGAGAGAGAAAGUUGGCAGGCGAGAAAGCUGGACUUACCAUGCAACAACCGGAAACUGCUCCAAGACCAGGAAAUCCGGGCCGAACUCAACAAGCAUUUCGGUCCCCCCAGCCAAGCUGUUUUUGAUGAAGAGACCAACAAGACUAGCAAUCUGAGGGACUAUGGUCAUUAUAGUGAUGAACAGUUCUCUAAGCUAUCUAUGUUUAUCAAUUCGGGGCUAGCGAUGGAGGGUUUCUUGGAGGACAGCGAAGAGGAAAACGAAAAGAUAUCGGGCUACACCUUAUUUGAUUUAUCACCUUCUGGUUCAUCCCUGGAUUCUCCGUGCAGAUAUUCAGGGUCCCCCCCCAACCCCUUUGCUCAACGGUUCCAAAGACUACGCUCUCAGUCCAGAUCCUUCCCGCAAUGCAGGCAUUGUUCCCAUGCUCCAUCUUCCCGGUCGAGGUCGAGGUCACCCGGCAAAUGCUCCAGAUACGACAGCUACGAGGAAUAUCAGCACGAGAGGCUGAAGAGGGAAGAAUAUCGCAAAGAAUACGAAAAACGAGAAUCUGAAAGGGCAAAGCAGAGAGAAAGAGAGCGGCAGAAAGCAGUUGAAGAACGUCGCGUCAUCUAUGUUGGUAGACUUGGAUCUGGUACUACUCGAACAGAACUGAGAGACCGGUUUGAAGUUUUCGGUGAAAUUGAGGAGUGUACACUGAAUCUACAAGAUGAUGGAGAUAGCUAUGGAUUCAUCACUUACCGCUAUACUUGUGAUGCAUUCGCUGCACUAGAAAAUGGAAAUACUCUACGCAGAGCCAAUGAACCUGCCUUCCAGCUGUAUUUUUGUGGACAGAGGCAAUCCUGCAAGGCUAACUAUGCAGAUUUUGAUUCAGACGAUUUCGAUCCUGCUUCUACUAAGAGCAAGUACGACUCCAUGGAUUUCGAUAGUUUACUCAAAGAGGUGCAACGGAGCUUCCGAAGGUAACAUUGGCCGUGGCGAAGGAGAGCGGGAAUUUGGCGGAAUACCUCACCAAGCAUCGUGCCGUUCGGUCAUAGCCCGUAAAGAAGCCAUCCUUCACCUGCAUCUCCCCCCUCUGCAUUUCUCCCUUACAAAAAAACGUGGUUUGCGCGGACACAAGUCGAGGCAGACGAAGAGAAGGCAGCUGGGACUGAUCACGACACGAGUGUAAUCUCUUUUUAAAGUUACGGUGCUGCUUUUCCAGGGUGAAGGAGGUGGUUGGGUUUUUGAGAAGAGGCAGCAGUUCCAUAGAGAUCGAGUCCAAACAAAACUUAGAAAAUAUGUACAUAAUGGCGCAUUUGUUUCUUUGUUUUCCCUGAAUGGAGCAAUUAGAAAACUUUUAGCUGCUGGCAUCUGAGAUACACAACUGUGUUUGGGUGCUUUAUUUUAUUUCAUUUCUUUCUUUUUUAAAAAACAAAUUCCCGUAAAGCAAGCUUCUCACAUUGGGUUGUUUUAAGAGGAUGACAAUCUCAAAAGAGAACGGCGGAUACUGCAAAACAACCCAUGCUCUGUUCUUGGGUUGCUUGUCAGGGGAGAAAAACGAAAACAGUGGAAGGUCGAAAAACGUCCUAGAGGGUUUUAAAAGUUUGCUGUUUUAAUUGUGACUUCCUUUUUUAAAAAAUUUUUAUUUAGUGUGUUUGUGUGUGUGUGUCCCCAAAACAGAGUGAUCUAACAUAGGGAAACUUCAAGAUCCUCCUUAUUAAAACAUCAGCAUGUGGGAUGGUUUCUUUUCUUUCUUCCUUGAUGAACCCAGACGGCGUUACUCUACAGAACCAUUGAGGGUAACCUUUACGGAGGAAAGGAGAAAAGAAUGUACCUGACUACAUUUGAGAAAUGGAGCAUUUUUAUUUCGUGUACAUAGUGUAUGAGAGAGAGAAAAAAGGACGCUCUCUCUCUCUCUCUCUCUUUUUGUUAGAGCUAUGCACUGUAAAUGCAGCGUUCUUUUAAACAAACAAAAAAAACCAAGUGAUUUUUU
Molecule: messenger RNA, 2872 nt
Organism: Pseudonaja textilis
Lineage: Eukaryota; Metazoa; Chordata; Lepidosauria; Squamata; Elapidae
Source: RefSeq, a predicted model, not a curated record